Messenger RNA from Gossypium raimondii (Peruvian cotton), 822 nucleotides. RefSeq names its product 30S ribosomal protein S17, chloroplastic. Bases 279 to 593 code for a protein of 104 amino acids. Gene Ontology annotation, biological process: translation. The transcript has 3 exons. Lineage: Eukaryota; Viridiplantae; Streptophyta; Magnoliopsida; Malvales; Malvaceae. The record is from RefSeq and is a predicted model, not a curated record. Gene Ontology annotation, cellular component: ribosome. Gene Ontology annotation, molecular function: structural constituent of ribosome.
AUAAGAAAAACCCUAAAACUCCCCUAAAACCACCACGGUCAAUACUUCGGAGUCUCUUUCUAGUUCGUUCUCACUGUCAAAGCAAGCGGUGGUACCGGCACCGGCGCCUCAUUCACCUCAGUUCUCACCGCUCAGAUUCCUUCUAGUCUCCUCGUUCAUUCUCCUUUCGGUCUCACCGUUCUGCCUUCCUCUUUCAGAUUCACUAAGUGGACGGUUUUUGCAGAUAGUGAUUUUGACCUUUUAUAAGCCAGUCAAAGUGAAUACAGAAAAGAAACAAGAUGAAAUCGGUUGUGGGCAUUGUUGUAUCAAAUAAGAUGCAGAAAUCGGUGGUAGUAGAGGUGGACAGGCUCUUCCACAACGAGCUUUACAACCGCUAUGUCAAGCGCACCUCCAAGUUCAUGGCCCAUGACGAAAAAGAUGAAUGCAACAUCGGUGACAGGGUUAAAUUAGAUCCUUCUAGGCCGUUGAGCAAGCGUAAGCAUUGGGUUGUUGCUGAAAUUCUCAAGAAAGCUAGAAUCUAUACACCCCCAUCUGUGGAUACUGCUGCAAAUGCAAGUGCCAAGAAUGAAGCACCAGUUUCUUCAACCUCAUAAGGUUUGGCUUGAUUUCGUUGCACUUGGUUGUAAAAAUCAAGUUUUUGAUUUGCAUCUAAAAAACCCCCAUUACUCUCUUUGUCGUGCUUAUGAGCAAUAAAGCACUAAUUCAUUUAUGGAGGUUGGUCUUUAUGAAAACAACUUCACUUUUUGAUGUGUUGUGAGUGUCAUUAUAAUUAAUUUGACCAACAUGAGAGCUGUUUGCAAAUAUAGUAUUUCUAUUGCUGAA